Acanthoscelides obtectus is the source of this 672-nucleotide messenger RNA. The record is from the annotation of a GenBank genome assembly. Lineage: Eukaryota; Metazoa; Arthropoda; Insecta; Coleoptera; Chrysomelidae.
AUGAAAAAAAUACCGGCGAAACGGUCUGGAGACGGGGCUGCUCAAUCAACUGUUUCAUCUUGGCAAUAUUUCGACAGCCUGUGUUUUUUGAGAGAUCAGUUUACUGUACGAUCCAGUGGUGGUAAUUUACCUAAUGAAAUGGCCGAUACCAUUUUGAAUGAAGAUACUGAGACUGAAGUUGGUGAUUACGAAAAAUCUGUAAAUGAAAGCCAGUUACCUUUAGAAAACGAAAAUAUAUCGGCCACGACCCCCGGCGCGACUCUCACUAAGCCUAGCAAAGUGAGAAAUCAACAAAACGAUAAAGAUAUCGGCACGGCCCUUGUUAGAAUUGAGGAAACUAAAUUAAAAAUGUUACAAAAUCAGCAAGUAAGAACCGUCGAUGAAGAUUCAAACUUUUUUGAUAGCUUACUUCCUCAUGUUAGAACACUUCCACCGCGCAAAAAAAUGCUAUUGAGAAUGAAAAUGCAGGAGCUGGUCUACAAUUUCGUUUACGGAGGUGAAUCAAAUCCUUCGCAAAAUCAGUACCAAAACUCUUCAGAAGUUUUAUGCAGCACACCACAGGAGCCUAUGGCCUACCAUGUUACGGAGUUGCAAACUGUAUCCCAGGAAUAUUCAAAUCCCACCUCUGUUGCCUCCUAUCUAAGCAAUUUCUCCGAUGAAACUCUUCACUAG